Molecule: messenger RNA, 5876 nt
Organism: Ylistrum balloti
Lineage: Eukaryota; Metazoa; Mollusca; Bivalvia; Pectinida; Pectinidae
Product: serine/threonine-protein phosphatase 2A regulatory subunit B'' subunit gamma-like
Exons: 13
Coding region: 65-1423 (452 amino acids)
Biological process (GO): B cell homeostasis; microtubule cytoskeleton organization; cortical cytoskeleton organization
Cellular component (GO): centrosome; spindle
Source: RefSeq, a predicted model, not a curated record
GUCAAUGUAACUUGCAUUGUAUCUACAAAAUCUGUCAAUUAUCUCAUGUAGCCAAGAACGCGAAAUGACGCUGACGGCGUUAGAGAAGAGCAAUAGGAUGGAAUGGGUAAAAAUUCUCAGAAAAUUAGUUGAAAGAAAGAAAAGUAAGAAAACUAUAGAAGAUACAAAAUGGGAAGAAUCUAAUAAAUUUGAACAAUAUUACAAGAAGUGGAAAGGUAUCAAUGAUAACUUUCUGAAUGUUCCAACGUUAUAUGUAAAGCUUCCUUCAGAAGAAGAACCUUUGCUUCUGAAGCUAAGAGAGGAAUCCAGAGCUGUUUUUCUUCAAAGAAGAAGCAGGGAACUUCUAGAUAAUGAUGAAUUGCAGCGGUUGUGGUUUCUGUUGGACCAGCAUCAUACUCCUCCCAUUGUAGGAGAAGAUCAAAUGAUUAAUUAUGAAGACUUCCUUAAAGUGGGAGUAGAGGCUGGAGCCAAAUGCCAACAAUUUUUCAAAGCAGCAGUUUUCUGCAAGCUUCUACAGGCUGAUCCCUAUGGAAGGAUAUCAAUCAUGCAGUUCUUCAAUUAUGUAAUGAGGAAAGUGUGGCUUCACCAGACACGGAUAGGAUUAUCACUGUAUGAUGUAACUGGUCAAGGCUACCUCAAAGAGUCGGACCUGGAAAAUUAUAUUUUGGAGUUGAUACCCACGUUACCUCAGCUCAAUGGCCUGGAGAAGUCAUUUUACUCCUUUUAUGUAUGCACAGCUGUAAGGAAGUUUUUCUUUUUCUUGGAUCCUAUGAGAACAGGAAGAAUAAAAAUACAGGACAUACUGGCAUGUAGCUUCUUGGAUGACCUUUUAGAGUUAAGAGAUGAAGAACUGUCUAAAGAAAUGCAGGAAUCAAACUGGUUUUCUGCACCCUCAGCUCUCCGGGUUUAUGGCCAGUACCUCAAUCUGGAUAAAGACCACAACGGAAUGUUGAGCAAAGAGGAACUGGCUAGGUAUGGCACAGGAACACUUACUGAUGUGUUUCUGGACAGAGUGUUCCAGGAAUGCUUGACGUAUGAAGGAGAAAUGGACUAUAAGACCUACCUAGAUUUUGUUCUGGCAUUGGAAAACCGAAGAGAGCCACAGGCGUUGCGCUACCUAUUUAGAAUCCUUGAUGUCCAACAUAGAGGUUCACUCAAUGUAUUUUCCCUCAACUACUUCUUCAGGGCAAUUCAAGAACAGAUGAAACUGCAUGGGCAGGAACCAGUGUCAUUCCAUGAUGUCAAGGAUGAGAUAUUUGAUAUGGUCAAACCAAAGGACCUCCUUAAGAUAACACUACAAGAUCUGAUCAAGAGUGGGAAAGGUGAUACAGUGGCUAGCAUACUGAUAGACCUGAAUGACUUCUGGACCUAUGAAAACAGGGAGUACCUUGUUCCUGACACAUCAGAGGAAUCUGAGAUAUGACCCUGUUCUAACACUUAGGGACCAUGUGCAAAUCAAGUCACUACACACACUACCACACUGUGGCAUCCUCUUAGGAUUCAGUGUUACUGCUGGCAUUCUGGAGAUACCUGUACAAUACUACCUGAAGUUGUGCAGAUUUUAACAGCCACAGACUCAAUGUCUAUUGUUUCCAUUUGUCAAAUGUAAAAUUGUAAGAUUUUAAGUAUGCAUAAUGUUUGAUGCCUGUGUAAAAUUGGGAGGUUGAUAUGAAACAUUUCAUUUUCUUGCAAUACAAAAGAAUUGCCAUUGAAAAUAUGUUUUGCAGAUUGAAUUCCAAGUUGUAUUGCUAUUUUUGAAAUAACGGAUGACAUUAGUCAUUUGUGAUUUGCUAAUGUAUGAGAGUUUUUUUUUUUAUGGUAAGUGGCAUAUUGCUUUUGUAACAUAUGCAUUUAUGUGUUGACAUUCAAAUAGAUGUUUUAAGUUGCACAAGUUUUUCUUUUCAUUAGAAAAACAAGUACAUGGUAUUUAUGAAGCGAUACUUAUGUAGAAUAGAGGAUGUGAUCAAUAAUGAUAGUACUAUGGUUCAGUUUGUUUGAUAUGUGACUGAAGUAUAGUGAUCAUUAUGUUCUAUCUCUUUAUGUUGACACAUAGAAAUACGCUAACUCAUGUUGAUACAUGUACCACCUUUGGCAAAGAUUCUUUCUGAAUUAAAGCUGUGGUUUUGUCAAAUAUUUAUGAAAGGCAAGAUAAAAAUCUUUUUUCCAAGUUUGAAAGUGGGUUACUAAUUGUUACACUUUAGGAUGAAGUAUAUAUCCUGUGAAGUAUAAAUAGAUUUUCAAGUACAUUUAUUAGAUUUAAGACCAACAUUUGCAUCUGACACCUAUAUCAGGUUAUGUAUUAGGCAUUUCUUAUGUUAUAAAUCUGUUUGGAGUAAAACACUACAGGCUGAUUUCAAUUUCAUUUCCUAUUAACUUCAUAUUUUAGCCAGUCAUAGUCAAAUUUCUUGAUAUAUUUGUUAGGGUGAAAUUCUUCACAUCUUAUCUUCAUCACUUUCAAGAAGCAGAUUUAUAAAAGUAUUAGGUGUUCUUUGUUUUAAGGCCAUUUGUUAUCAUGAGUGAGCUUGGUUGACUUCUGAUAAUGUAGGAAGAGUCAUCUACAUUUGUGUUUGGUAGAAGCUUGAUACAGAAAACUGGCAGCAUCAUUGACCAGUGCAAUGACAGGCAUUCAUUGUUUCAUAUAUGCCAAAAUUUUAUUUCAAUCAAAAUCAAAACUGUAUAUUCAUUGACUGUCCUGUUAAUAUGAUGAUGAAGUUGAUCAAUAUGAUGUCUAUUGUUGAACUGUAGAUUACUUUGAUUUUGUUCAGAGUUACAUUCCUUAACUUUGCUUUUGUCUUUAGAACAUUAUUGAUUUGUGAUUUUUGAGCAAAUAUUCUGCAUUUAUCUUGCUUUCAUCUGAGAUUGACACUUCAGGUAACUUUGUAAGCUAACAAAUAUGAUACAAAAUCAAAGUAAUCUACAGUAUGCAGACUAGCUUCAUUGAUUGGUACAGUAACAGUUUAACACUUGACAUGGUAGUACAAAAUGUAGUUAUUUGAUGACAAGUCUGUCAUUUGUAGUUAGUAGUAUAGAGUGUAUGUGUACAAGUUCUAUAGUAAUUACAGCAACAUAGAUAUGAAGGUAGGUAAAGGUUUCAUUAUUAAAUUCAUCAUUUAAAACAGUUUAUCUGUAAUGGUGCAAUUGGUAAAGAUUCAGGUUUUUUUUAUAGUGGAAAAAUAGUCAAACAUGAAGUCUGUGGCAUCACAUUAUUUUAUUUGAUUUCUAUAUAUGCAAUGGUAAUUUUGUUUGUGUAUUAUAUGUAAAAAGGAAAUCCAUUUAUACAAAAGACAGGACUGAAAAUUCAUUGUCCAUAGGAAAUAGCCAUAUGUACUUUAUGUGUAUUAGGCACUCUGUUUGCUUAUGCAAUGAUAUUUUAACUUUUCCAUUGGUUCAGUAUUAUAUUUUUUUAUUGUUUCUUUGUGUGAUAUGGUUUAUUCAUGCACCAAAAAAAGUGUUUCUGCACCAUCAUAAUCAGAUCAUAUUUGUGUUGCUAUUUGAUAUUUUGUUAUGCCAUGGAUGCUAACUUUGCCAAUAUUAUUACAUACAAGGGUUAUGUUUAUCAUACACCGAUUUUUUUUUUUUUAAACAUAAACUGUCCUUGAAACUGAUUUUUGUUGAAAAAGUGGUUUAAGUAUGUUUGCUUCCUUUUUCUAAUCUGGGAAACCUUAAAUACCUGUUUCCUGUUUUGAUCAGGGAAAUCUUUAUUUUUAUGAGAAUCUUUAACAGGUUUGUUUCCUAUUUCAUACAUGCCAAGCAGACAAUUUAGUACCGUUUGUUUGUAGAUUUGCAGGGUGUCAAUAUUGCCUCAAUUAUCAUUUUAUUUGAACAUCACAUAUGUUUUACUGGUCAUUCCAUUGGUAUCAAGAUAUUUUCAAGGCAUUAAUAUUGCAUUGUAAGUUCUGUGUAUAUAUUGUAUCGACAGAGGGUACUUUUAGAUAGCCGGUCCGGGCUAUGAUGGCAAUAUCAGAAUGUAGACUUGGGUCAUCAGUAAUGCUGUUUAUGAAAUAUCAGUCACAAUAUCAGGUGCAGCCAGAUAGAACUAGAUCUCCUGGUGUAACCAACAUGAUAGCUUAUAAAAUAUUCUGUCUGGAAUAGCACUAAAAAGGAAGUUUACAGAGCGCAGAUUAUGUCUAGAUUAGCCUUGAAAACAAAGAUUUAAAUCAUGGCUUGUCAAAAUUUUUCUUCUUUUAAUUGUAAAAAGAUGGUUAUUAAUUUUCUCACCCUUGUUUUUCUAGUCAAAAAGUGACCAGCGCCUUCUACUACAGUGACUGUCUGUCCUGCAGUAUUCAGAAUCUUAUCAACAUGUAUAUUUCCUGAUAUCCUCAAGAAACAGAUAUAUCCCCAUAAGUACUGUGCAUUGAUAUUUAACUCUUAGAUACACAUGGCUUGAUAAGUAUAUAAUUAUGUUGCUAUUAAGUGUGUGGAGACAAUACGUUACUGUGUGAUGUGGUGCAUAUGGUCACUUGUGAAAAACUUAAAAAUUUAAAGUGUGGAGACUUAACCUAUAAAGAUGUACUAACACUAAUGUGAUCCGUCCAUAUCCUCCACAUCAAAGGAUAUUAUUGAGUCUGUCUCCUGUAAUAUUUUGUCAACAUCUGUGAUUACAAGUAGGUAUUAAGUUUAGUAAUGUACAGUUACUGUGAUCUUGUUAUAGAGAGUGUUUCCUCGCUACAAUUUAUAUGUAUGAUACAAAUUCUCAAAACAUAUUUGAUUUGGUGACUAAUCCUACAUUUCUGAUGUACGUCUUAUAUUUACAAAUGGGGAUUAAUGAUGCUCAAUUUGUCUCAUUUAAGAAUCCAGUUGUCUGGAAUACAUAUGUUAAUUGGAUGCAGAUGUUCUACUUAAUUUGAGUGAAUAAUGUAUAUCCUAGUAUUGUAGUCAGGUGUUAGAAAUAUAAUUGGUACUAUAAUUAUGCUAGUACAUGUCAUUCCUAUAGACAACUAAAAGCUAAUGUGAUAUUUUUUGUACAUCGGCCAAAUUUCCCUGUACACCAAAUUAGAAAUUCCCUGAAAGUCUGUGAUAAAUGCAUAUAUAUUCUAAAUUACCAUGUAACCCUGUCAUUGUCAUUGUUAACAUAGUCACCAAAACAUAGUCAGAAAUCAGUAAUACAUGGGUGUAGUUGUAUCUAUUGAAUAUAUUUUGAGCAGGUUGAUUAAGGAAUGCAUUGUAUUUUUUCUGUUUUAAUAGGAGUCAAGAAAAUAUCUUUUGAAAAAUGUUUCAUCUUUUUCUGAUGUAAAAUAAGCUUCAUUUUUAAUUGAAUAUAUUUCAAAACCAUGAUGUGAAAUGGAUUUUGCAGUCAUUGGUGUUGUAAUGUAGUUGUCGCUGGAUAAGUUUUUUUCUUUCUGUCACAGAUUUACAAGUCACACUGGACAUGAAACACAUUGUAUAUAGAAUCACUAUCCGAUAGUUUACGAUUUGUGAACAGGUGGUACUGGACACACAAUACACUGUAUGAUGGGCAAUAUACUAUCUGUAACAGAUCAUACUGGAAGCACAGCUGCCUGUAUGAUGGGUAGUUUACUAUCUGAAACAUGUCAUACUGGACACAAAUUACACUGAAGAGUGGCUAUUUUACUUUCUAGCAUCAUAUUGGAUAUACACAAUACACUGUUAGGUGGCUAGUUCACGAACUUUAACAGGUUAUACUGGACAUAAAAUACACUGUAUAGUGACCAGCUUACCAUAUCACAAAUCUUACUGGGUAUACACAAUACACAUGGAGUGUAGACCACUCCAUGAUAACAAAUUACAUAGAACAUUAUCGAAUGUCAACAGAAAGAUAGUUCUAUCAGAUAUGUGAGAAUACUAACUUGAGAAGUUUGGUAAGUAUUGUCCGUACAAAUUUUGUGAUUGUGUGUAAAUAAAAGAGACGAACUGAG